CCGUUAAGCAAUUUCCCGUCAGCAGGGUCCGUCCACACCGUCUGUCUGCAUCUGAAUGAAGGGUCAUGCUCGUGUCACGCUUGCUGUGGUGAAACGAGGGAGGUUCGGCAUCCUUGGUCAGAUCUGAGUGGGGAGGUGACACUGCUCGUCCCUCAGACACUGGCCAGGUGAUGCCAGCUUGAUCCAGAGCCAUGUCCAGGUACCUGAAGCACUUCACGGUGGUGGGUGAUGAUCCUGUGCAGUGGAGCAACGACUAUCAGAAGUGGGAGGAGGAGGAGGAAGCUGGGGAGAAUGAGGCAAAGCAGCAAGAUUCAGAGAUCAAGCUGGAGCCUACCAGGAGCCGUGUCUCCUUCCAGGAUGUGAUGAAAAAGCUCUUCAGCUCCCACAGGUUUCAGAUUGUGGUUGUCUGCUUGGUCAUCUUUGAUGCCUUGUUGGUCCUUGGGGAGUUGCUUAUGGACUUGAAAAUCAUCCAUCCAGACAAAUACCAUAUAACCCCAAAGGUUUUCCACUACCUCUCCCUCUCCAUUUUAUCAAUCUUCCUGGUUGAGGUGGGGUUUAAAGUCUUCAUCUAUGGGCGGGAGUUCUUCCACCACAAGUUUGAGGUGCUGGAUGGGAUCGUCGUCGUCGUCUCGUUUAUCCUCGACAUCGUCCUCAUCUUCCGGGAGCGUGAGUUUGAAGCUGUCGGGCUGCUGAUCCUGCUGCGGCUGUGGCGGGUGGCCAGGAUUAUCAACGGAAUCAUCUUGUCGGUGAAGACUCGCUCUGAACAGCAAGUGUCCAAGCUAAAGCAAGCAAACCUGAAGCUUGCAAUGAGGGUGGAACAACUGGAAAACAGCUGCAUGGAGAAGGAGCAAGAAAUUGAGAGGCUUAACAAGAUACUAAAACAGCAUGGACUCAGCAGCGAGCUAAAAUAGGCGGCCAGUUUCCUGAGGUGCCCUGGAGAGUGCAGUCUUGUAACCUACCAGUCUGACCUGAAAGGUUUUGCUGUCUCUUUGCUUUCUCUUGUAUAGUGUUGUCUAUAAACAUUUUCUAUUUGAUCAGGUUUUGAUUAACAUCUUAGGAUUGCAGAAUAGUUUUGUUGGAAAAUUAAUCAAGUGUGCUCCCUGUAAACAGUGAUUUCAUAUGACCUUUAUUGGACAAAUGUACAGUCAAAGCUGCAAAAUAAUUUAAUAAAGACCCAUCUUUACAAGCUAAACAGCCACAAAA
This is a messenger RNA of Pogoniulus pusillus (Red-fronted tinkerbird), 1203 nucleotides long. RefSeq names its product hydrogen voltage gated channel 1 (gene HVCN1). Gene Ontology annotation, biological process: proton transmembrane transport. Lineage: Eukaryota; Metazoa; Chordata; Aves; Piciformes; Lybiidae. Gene Ontology annotation, cellular component: plasma membrane. The coding region runs from base 192 to 911 and encodes 239 amino acids. The transcript is spliced from 5 exons. Gene Ontology annotation, molecular function: voltage-gated proton channel activity. The record is from RefSeq and is a predicted model, not a curated record.